AAAACAUGACGAUAAUCAACCAAUAUUAAAACGCCACGUGUUCCCUCGCGGUCAUUUAUCAUUGAAUCGAAGAGCACCCGCCCAGCUUGUUUCAAUCGUCGUCGUUUUUCUCUUUGAUUUGCCUGAAAUUUGUUCUCUUCUUUUGGUUGCAAUUUCUCGAUCUCGAAUUUUCUGAGAGAAUACAAAACUUAAUUUCUCAAACCCCAGCAGAUUCGAAUUUAGGGUUUCUUACACCCAUUAGAUUUCGCGUCGAUGGCGUCCAAUCGCGGUGCGGGUGGUUCUCUAUACGGCGGAGCUGAUCCGUAUAGAUCUAGAGAAGGGCUAAGCACUAGAAAUGCUUCAGGUUCAGAGGAAAUUCAGCUGAGGAUUGAUCCUAUGCACUCUGACCUGGAUGAUGAGAUUCUAGGUCUCCAUGGCCAAGUCAGGCAAUUGAAAAAUAUUGCUCAAGAAAUUGGGUCAGAAGCAAAGUCUCAGAGGGACUUCUUAGAUGAACUGCAAAUGACAUUGAUCAGAGCGCAAGCAGGGGUGAAGAACAACAUAAGGAAACUGAACCUAAGCAUAAUCCGUAGUGGUAACAACCACAUAAUGCACGUAGUUCUUUUCGCGCUCCUCCUCUUCUUUAUCCUCUACAUGUGGUCCAAGAUGUUCAAAAGAUAGAUAGAGAGACUCAUGGCAUACUUGUGUUACCCCCCAAAAAAAAACCCUUGAUGAAUGUUGGAUAAGUUGUAGAAAAUAUCCUCUAGAUUACAAACAUUUUGUGGUUCUUCUCGUUACCUGUUAUAUAGAGUGCCUGUUUUUAACAGUUUACAUGAAGCAAAAUUGUAUCACAGAACAACAGCAUGAGAUAUUUUAGACCAGUUCAAAUCUGGCCUUAACUUGAUUAAUUACCCGUCCGGUCCAAUUCAGUAUUGGGCUUUUAUAGUCUUAUGGGCUGAAGUGUCGUGAUACGUGUAUUAUUAUGGUUGGUUCUUAUGCGUA
Molecule: messenger RNA, 978 nt
Organism: Arabidopsis thaliana (thale cress)
Lineage: Eukaryota; Viridiplantae; Streptophyta; Magnoliopsida; Brassicales; Brassicaceae
Product: Target SNARE coiled-coil domain protein
Exons: 4
Coding region: 253-657 (134 amino acids)
Cellular component (GO): Golgi membrane; endoplasmic reticulum membrane; cytoplasm
Source: RefSeq, marked reviewed